AUGAUGGAGUCGUUGUUCCUCAGCGAAACGCUGAAAUAUUUGUAUUUGCUGUUCAGCGACGAUCCCAAGUUGGUAGACUUGGAAGAGAAACGUCAAGAAAAUUCCAUGGUCAGACCCAAAGACAUGAUGGAAUCGUUUUUCCUCAGCGAAACGCUGAAAUAUUUGUAUUUGCUCUUAAGCGAUGAUCCCAAAUUGGUAGACUUGGAAGAGUAUGUUGUUAAUACUGAGGCUCAUCCGCUGCCCCUUGCCUAG
This is a messenger RNA of Phaedon cochleariae (mustard beetle), 252 nucleotides long. The record is from the annotation of a GenBank genome assembly. NCBI's taxonomy places the organism in Eukaryota, Metazoa, Arthropoda, Insecta, Coleoptera, Chrysomelidae.